AACACGUGCUUUUUUUUGUGCUGACCUUUUCAUCGCAAUUAUCAGGGUCCAUUUGAUUAUUUUAACAAAAACAAGAGUUUCAAGUAAAUCGUGAAGAUGCCGCGCGUCAUUCGCGAUUCUGACGAGGAAAUCGAGACUAAAAGCUCUAUUCGAAAAACAAGAGCCACAUCUGUGAGUAUCACAGAUUCUCCAGCACGUAGAUCUACAAGAAGCAACAAACAACUUAUGGUGAUUGAAUCAUCACCAGAAUCACUAGAUGACAGCAACACCCGACCCAGAGUUCGUACCACUCGCAGUAGGGCUGCUACUCUAGAUAAAUCAGCCACAGCCAUCACAGCAAAAAAUUUAAGAUCUAGAAAGAACUCUGCAUCAUCUAAUCUAAGUGAAACAAUUGAUUUGGAAACAGAAACAAUACAAAAAAGAUUAACUCGUAAGGCUGCAGCUACAGCAACUGUUGCUGCUAGUACUCCUACCAAAACAAAUCUGAGAUCUCGCAAUUUAAGAGCUGGUUCUGAAGUAAAAUCAACCCCUCCACCAAUAACUAGAAGUACUCGUGUUACUAGAGCAAGUUCAGUUGACCCAAUUAAUACACCCAAUGAAUUCAUCGGAACUCCAAGUAAUAGGAAACGCACUAGGACUUCUGUAGUACCAGUGGAACAGACAGUAAAAGAAGAAGAAGUUGAAAAUGAAACUGGUGAAAGUUCGAAUAAUACUAUUGUGGAAAUUGAUGGAGACUCAGGCACAGAAAAUGAAUCAGUUUCUACCAAAAACAAAACUAAGAAAAAAGUAACAAAGAACAGGAAAGAAAUAGGAAAAGAUAAUAACACUGAGCAAUCAAACUUGGAUACAUCUAAAACAAAUGAAGAAAACAUGACUGACAAAUUGUGUACAACCAAUGACUCAAAUGGAAAUCCAACAUUAAAAGCACUAACAACGUACUCCAAAACUUCCAAGCUAGCAUCUUUUGAAUCUAGAGAAACAGAAAACUCUGAAAAAAUUAAUCAAAUAAUUACUUCUGAAUCUUUAGUUUUGUUACCGGAACAAAACAUGAUAAAAUCUGAUGAAUUACAUUCAAAUAGUAAUGAAAAUAAUUGUUUAGUGAAAAGUAAAAUUGAUAUUAAUGAUGAUGAAUGUGAACAGAUUGAUGUUGAGAAUUUAACUUUAACUGAUGAUUCUAUUGAUGUAGUUAAUAGUCCAAACAAAGUUGAUACUCAAGACACUUUAACUUUGGAUAUAAAGGAUCCUUAUGUAAAAUUGAAACGAACUAAUUUAGUUGAAAAAAUAGUUAGUGAAAAAUUAGAGGAAUAUCAAAAUAAUAAUAAAUUAACUGAAGAAUUGAAUGAGAGCGAUAGUGUCAGUCAAAACAACACAAUAACAGACGCAAAAACUGCGGUAAUUCUAGUAAAUGACUUAGUUAAUAGUAAUGAAUAUUGUAAUAUCAUAAAAGAUCAACAACUUUUUGAUUCGGGUUUGAGUCUUGAUAAUAGAGAAGAUAAUAAUUUGAAUACUUUUAUGCAUAACAGUGAUGAUCAUAUUAUAUCAAUUGAUGGUGAUGAUGAAAUUAUGAGUUUAAAAUUGUCAAGUCCUGGUGAAAAAGAAAUACAGAAUAACGAGUUAAUUGUCGAAGUUUUACCUGAUAAUGAAAAAGAUUAUUUUGAUAAAAUUACUGAUAAAUCUGUUAAGAACGUGAAUAAUAAUGUGGUUGAUAAUUUUUGUUCUGAAAAGUUGAAUGUUUAUUUGAAAGAAAAUGUACAUCAAAGUAAAACAAAGUCUGAAAAUUUGUCAGGAGAAAAAAAUGAUAAUGUAGGAAAUUGUGGUGCAUCAAAUGUUGUACAGAAUAAUGCAACUGAAGUAGCUAGUGAAACUGAAGACAAAUUAAUUUCUGGAAAUAAUAGUAAAGUAGACUUUUUUGAAAUGAUAAAUGCUUCAUGUGAUAAUUUAGUUAUUUCGAAUUCUUUACACGAAAAAGGUAGGCACAAUGAUUCGGUUUCCAUGGUUGUAGAUAACGAUACGAUUGUUUCUGUAAAUGUAAGUUCUUCGAUAGUCAAAACGAAUUUAACAGCUACUACAUCCAAGGAUGUCGAAAGCAACGAAGCUGUACAAUCUGCAAUAGAAAAUGUAAAUGACAGUAAGAACUUCAACGAUAGCACGCACGAAAAUUAUAUCGAAAAAAAUGAUUCUAUAAGUAUAAAUAGAUUUAAAGCAGAACAAAGCAAUAUAGUAACUGACACAAAUGAGCAGUUAGAACUAAUGGACCCAUCAGAGUCUAAAACAAAUUCUAAAGAAAAUGAUGUUACUGCAAACCCUUGUGUUUUUAAUGAAACUAGUUCUAAUGAAAUUGAGUUAAAAAUGACAGAGGAUAAAAACGGUAUACCUUAUGCUGUUACAGACGCUGAUGGAGAUAAUGCGUCUUCGCCAAUGGAAGAGGAGAAAACGCACGAAACUAGCACAGAUACAUCUACGAAAUCCACUGAAAAAAGCAAAAGAAAAUCUCAAACGCGGGUUAUCGACAGCGAUCUGGACGAGAGUACGGAAAAUUUGUUCCAAGACAUCCCGGCUGAAGAAUGGUCUAAAGAGCAGUCGGAGAGAAAAUCAAACAUGUUUUAUAAAACAAACGAAGUUGGGAAUUCAUUUAAUGAGGACAAUUCUCUCGUUAAGGUAUCUGACAAUGGAAAGGACGACAGGAACAAAAGCGACAAAUGCAACAAGUCUGUCGACGAGAAUGAAAUUAAGAAGUCGCUGGUAGAGAUUACCAACGUAGCUGAUGAAACGGAAAAUCAAGAAGUAGAUCUAUUGCUUUCAAAACAGGCCGGAAAGUCUUUGGAAAACAAACGCGAAAGCAUCCAAAGUUCCGAUUCUGUCAUUCAAGAUAAGACAGUCGUUCAAAAUGAUGCCAAGAAAAACGACAAUGGUAUGGACGAAUCGUUUUCUAAGAGUCGUCGUUCAUCGUUACAAAAUAAAAAUGAUAGUGUUGCUGAAAAAUUAUCAAAAUCAUUAGCAGACCGUAAGUCUAUGAACCGAAGUAUAGAAUCUUACAAAAUGGAAACUCAACAAUUAUUUGAAUCUUUGUUUAAUGAUUUCCGAAGAACGGACGAAAGUAUAACGGAUUCUUUCGACAUUGUUGUAAAUACGUCGAAAAAACAAUCAUUGCGUGAUAUUCCACAAUCAACUGCUAAGGAACAAAUAGAUAAAAAUUCAGAAUCAGAAGUAAUGGCAGUCGAUGAAGCCAAAAACAGGGAAUGUGGAAUGAAUAGAUUCAAUGAUUUUUCAAGCAAAAGUUAUAAAUCUCCAAUGAAAAAUGAUAAUAUUGCUGAGAAAUCAGCAGUUCCGUUAAACACUUCUAAUAUAUCGAAGCGUUUGUCACUAGAUAAAUCGUUAAAUAAAUUUUCUCGUAAAUCAUUUAUUGAUCAAAUGCAAGAAGGAAAAAUAGUUAGCAACGAUAAAAUUGGAAUUGAUUUCAAUAAGAGCAUGAAUGAAAUUGUCAAUAAAUCAUCGUCUGAGUGUCAGUACCGUCUCAAUAGUUCACUCAGUAAUUGUUUUCAUCAGACAGAUAAAAUGAACGAAUAUCAAAAAAUAAAACGGUCAUCUGAAGGGUCAUAUAAAUCGAGUAUUAAUUCAUUAUUUCAAACACAAAAUGAAAAAGAACCUAAAAGCAGAGAAAUAGAAGUUGAUGUGGCCAGUGACAAAUCGCCAAAUAAAUCACGAAAAUACUUUGAUGAGUCAUUUAGCAACAAUGCGCAUAAUAACAACGGAAAAGUCUUGGCUAAUGCACAAAUGAAAAUUUCGUUCAACAAUGGAGAUGAAUCACAGGAAAAAAAAUGUAAUAAAAAGUCUCUCAAGCAGUCGUUUAAUUCAUCUGACGAUAUAGUUGAUGAUGACUUGAAAUUAGAAGUAGAGUCUAGCAAAAAUGACAAGAAAAGAAACAAAUCCACUGGUAAAUCUCCAAAAAUAUCUUUAAAAUCUCCCAUUAAAGCUUUCAGCGUCCAAGAUGUAGAAAAUCUUGAAGAUUCAAUGAAUGAAGGCAGCUUCAAGAAAAAAAAGAAACAAGAUGUUAACUCUGCGCCGUCUGUUCUAGAUCAUUCUCUACAAAAGAGUAUCGAACGCAUGAAAUUUGCAAAUCCGCCAAAACAUGAGAUUUCCACAGUCGUCCAAGUUAACUCAAGUUCAGAAAAUUCAGAUACUGAUGACAGUCGAAUUCCAAAUUUCAUGUUCAAAUUGAGCGACACAGAAGAAACUAAGGAUUCCUCUGAUGAAGAGGGACUAAAAGAUAAUGACAUCGAUUCAGAUAUUGAAAGAGAAUACAAUCUUCGAGGUGACAGCAUCACCAAAUAUUCUGACGAUGACGUACCUGGAGAUGACUGCCGGGCUUCCGAAGAGGAAUUUUCAGAUAGUGAAGAUGAUGGUGCUGAUCUUCGAGAUUUUGUCGUUCCCGACGAAGAAAUAGAAGAUGAUGAAAGUGAAGAUGAGGAUGACGAGGAGGAAAAGGAGGAGGCGGAAGAGAACGAGGAUGACGGAGAUGCGGAUGGAGAUGAAAAUGAAAAAGUGGAUGUAGAUGAAGAUGAAAGUGAAGAUGAAGAUAGAUUAAAAGAUGAAAACGAGGAUGCGGAAAUCAGAGAUUCGAAAGUAAAGAAAAUUAAGCACAAUAUCAGUUUACAGUCUACAAUGAAAAAUGCAAGCGCUUGUCUGCAAAAAUUGGGCUUCUCUCAGAGUUCAGGAUCUGAAUCGGACGAUGAGGCAACGGAGAAUGAAAACAAGCAUGCUAAAAAACGUUUCGAUAAUACUGAGAAAUUCCUGCAAGAUUCGAAAACAACCAAAGAAAAAAAUACCAGUUUGCAAAAGAAAGAAAAGAACAUAAACAAAAGUUCGAAACCAAUAAAGAGUAGUGUAUCUAUUGGUUCUGAAUUUGACAAUGAAGGUCAAACAAAAUCUAAAAAUAGAAGCAUAAACGUUUCUGUAAAGAAUAAAAGCUUGAAUUCAUCAAAACAUAUUAAAGAUAAGAGCGCUAAGAGAAAUAGCGAUAGAAGUGCCAAAAACUCUAAGUCCGGUAAAAAUAAAAGUGUCCACAUAGAGGAUAACGAUAAGACUGAUUCUUCGAGCAACGAGUCGGAUUAUUAUAAAGUAGAUAAAAGUGAAAGCAAAGAAAUUACUUCUUCGUUGGAAGCGGAAUCCGAAAUGGAGGAAGGCGAAGACUCUUAUCGUAUUGUAAACCUCGAAUCGAGAGACUUAAGUUUAUUAAAGCCUAAGAAUAAGAAGUUCAUCGAUUGCAGUACACCCAAAUCAGCAGCCGCAAUAAAAGCCAAUUCUUCAACAAAUAAUCUGUCUAUCUCAACAUCGAGGCGUAAAUCUGGAAGUUUGAGCAAUCUCAGCGACACCAAGAUGAUAUCCAGUAGGUUGAGCAUUGGCGAACAGAUCUCCAAGUCCAUCAAAGUUGGUGAUACCUCGAUGAAAUUAAAAGACGAUGUCGAAAUUUUCGCUACACCUGAAACUGUCACCAAGACUCGACAGGCAUGGAAGUUAAUUCCCCUCAACCACACUGCAUAUCCUGUUGUCGAAGAUACGCCAGGCACUAAGUUUCUCAAGAAGGUUAAGCUCAACGACUCUGUCCCUGUGCUGCAAUCAAUCAAAAGCCGCGAUCUAUUAUCGGCAACUAAGAAAAACAAGAAAAAUAAGGAACAGGAAGUCGAGUUAGAAGCAGUUGUGUCGAAGGAACGUAAAAAAUCAAAAAAACGCAAGUUAUUGGAUAUGUCGAAUGUGCCGUCAGUCGAUGAGGAUAGUAUUUUAAAGGUUUCAAAGGAAAACAAAAAACGCGCUCGAUUCGACAACUCGACAAUGUCGGCAGUCAAGCAGGAAGAACAGAUCGAAAGUAUCGAUCGCAACAACAAAAUUAAGAGCAAGAAACUGCACAGAAAACAAGUUAUAGAUAUUAAGAGAAUUGAGGAAGUACCUAAAAGUAAAAAAAAGAAGAGUAAAAUUACAGAGAUAGCAGUGGAUAAAAUGGUUAAGGAGGAAAAUACUCCAGAAGAAAAACUAAUGAAGAAGAGUAAAAAAAAAUCGUUAAACCUGCAAAAAGCUGACGAGGAAGACAAGCGUCUAGAGUCAGAAAAGUUUAAAAAGAAAAAGCUCCGAGAUGCCGAAGAUAAACAGCAAUUCGACCGUCUAGAGUCGAAAAAUAAGAGCAAGAAGCGGGUUAUAAAUAGUUUUGGUGAUAAAACAUACGGAAGCUUCGAAGAAGAUUCCUACCGCGUUUCGAAUGAAAUUGAAACCACGAAGGAGUCGCUCAAGAAGAAACAAAAAGAUCACAUUGAUUACACACGAAAGGAAAAGCAACUAAAGAGCUUGAAGCGCCUACCGGAGGACGUCCUUGACAACUUAACGGACGAGCCUCUUCGUCAACCAAACAAACGACAAAAGCUUUCGCGCAAUAAAGAGCGCAGUCUCAUUAUGCCCUCGAAGUCUAUGUUCAGUCCGGGCAAAAUUACUCCAGAGAACCUUCGCGUAGAUGACGGUUAUAUCCCGCUAAGCUCCACAGGCGGCACCACUCAAUUUGCAGUCAUCAACCUGCAAAAAGCAAAGAAAGUUGCAAAAAAAAAUGCUGCAGUACUCAACUUUAGAGAAAAAAUGCUUGCCAGAAAUGCGCGAAUGCCCACCGUUAUGUAUCUUUCGUAUCUAAAGAAGCAAAAGGAUAAGAUUAACAAAUGAGCAGCAGAUCCGCUUGACAGUUUCAAUGAUUAAAUUUAGCUAUCGAUUUUUUCUUAUUUUAUAAUGUGAGUCGAUUUUCCUUAUUUAUUUUUUAUCACUUUCUUUCUCUUGUUUACGUAAAGCAUUUAUGUUUCAAAACUUAGAAUCAACACUUUGAUGUUGGAUUCUUGAUAAUAAUAAUACCAACAAGUUUAUAAGUUCACAAUGAUUUUAUCAAUAUUACUAAACUACUAUAAUACAGAUUUUGUGAAUUGUUAAUUUCUUGAGAUAAAUGUCACGACCAAUUUAUCGAUAAGUAGCUAAUGUAAUUGUCAAAAGAAUUUUAUAAUGUUGCGCAAGUAUGAUAUGUAAAUUUAAAAGUAGAUAAAAAAUUAAGUUUAUAUUGUUGGUGUCCCAAUUGUCCAGACUUUUACUUGAAGAAAGAACGUUAUGUUUUACAUCAUGACGAAGUAUAUGUAACGCCAUUAGCCAAUGCGAUACAACACUGUUAAUUUGUUAAAUUUGCGAAGUUACUUUUAAAAUAUACCAAAUUACAUAAUUAUAUUACUGAACCAGUGUUUCUUACUGUAUAACUGAAAAAAAUAGAUAUAUAAUUUGCCUCAAUUGAUCUUGCAGUAGUGUAUCAGUAAUAUAAAGUAAGCAAUGAAUUACAAUUAAUUAUACUUCAUGGCAUGGGACUACAAUAAUGUAUAUGCUGUAGACAACUUGCUUGAAGCGAAUCUAUUUUAUUACAGAAUUAUUUUUCUAUAAUGACAAACUUUGUACACAAAACUACAAUAAACAAUUUGUUAAGUUUACGUGUAUUUGAUACUAAUGAUUGUAGAGAUAUUGUAAAUCUAUUCUACGUUAUUUGCAAUAUAAUUACUGUAUACAAUAGUUUAAUAAACAUUAGUAAGAUGUCAACGAUACAUGUCUUUAAAUUUCUUUUAAUUGAUUACUGCUACUUUCAUCGAUUAAACCCGAAAUAAAUGGAAAUGUAGGCGAGGUGUUGGAAUUAAUUUUAAAUGUAAUUUAAAUUAUUUCUAAAUGAUUCUUGCUGUUAUGACAAGUUAAACAAUUAAAAA
Molecule: messenger RNA, 7763 nt
Organism: Phymastichus coffea
Lineage: Eukaryota; Metazoa; Arthropoda; Insecta; Hymenoptera; Eulophidae
Product: dentin sialophosphoprotein-like
Exons: 5
Coding region: 97-6699 (2200 amino acids)
Source: RefSeq, a predicted model, not a curated record